CGUCGCCACGACGAUCGACAAGAUGAGGGCAUCCGGCAUCUUCUACGCGCUGUUCGCAGCCCUGCGCGUUAGCGCGCAGGCUGUCGCUGCCGCCCCUGGUGCCCCGUCCGACUUGCAGGUCCAGGGCUCCUACAUCGUGGAGCUCGAGACCGACGGCAAGAUGGCCGACUUCUACCAGGCCCUCUCGAGCACGCACGGGAUCAAGACCAAGCAGCGCAUGACCCUGGGCAGCUCAAAGAUCUUCAACGGCGCCUCCUUCAAGGUCCUGGACGCGGCAGGCCUCGACGACGCCAAGCUCAUGAACCUCAUUGCCGCCACCCCCGCCGUCAGGAGGGUUUGGCCGGUGCGCAAGGUGACCCUGAAUAUCCCCAAGACCGAGGAUGUCGCCAACCACACCGCCCCGGCACACGCUCCAGGGCUGCGGAGACGGCAGGACGCCCCCCUCGAUGUCGACCCGAAACUGUCGGGCGACCACUUCAUGCCGCAUCUGAUGACGCAGAUCGACAAGCUGCACGCCAAGAACAUCACCGGCAAGGGCUUCAAGAUCGCCAUGAUGGACUCGGGCAUCGACUAUACGCACCCGGCGCUGGGCGGCUGCUUCGGCCCCGGCUGCCUCGUGGAGGGCGGCUGGGACUUCGUCGGCGACCCGCCCGCCGGCGGCGAGCCCCAGCCCGACGCCGACCCCUACGACGGCUGCCACGGCCACGGCACGCACGUGGCCGGCACCAUCGCGGCGCAGGCCAAGGGCAACAAGUACGGCUUCACGGGCGCGGCCCCGGACGUCAAGCUCUGGGCGUACCGGACCUGGAACUGCGCGAGCUCCGGGUCCAACGAGAUCCUGGUGGCCGCCUUCGUGCGCGCCUACGAGGACGGCGCCGACAUCCUGCAGUGCUCCAACGGCAUCUACGACAACGGCGGCUGGGAGGACGAGCCGUGGGCCCACGUGGCCGGCCGCAUCGCCCAGACGGGCGUGCCCGUCAUCAUCUCGGCCGGCAACUCGGGCGGCCGCGGCCUCUUCAGCGCCUCGACCCCCGCGAGCGGCAGGGGCGUGCAGACCGUCGCGUCCGUGCAAAACCGCAUGAACCCCGGCUUUGUGUCGCGCGGCACCUACCGGACAGAUGCCGGCAGCAGCAGAAGCCGCAACCAGUCCGCCACCGGCGAGUCCUAUGGCUUCUACGCCGGGUCGCCUUGGCCGGAGGAGACGGUGACGCUGCCGCUUUGGUCCAUCGGGAACGACACCACGUCUGAAAACGACGCGUGUAGCCCCCUCCCCGACAGCACGCCCGAUCUCUCCAACAAGCUCGUGCUGCUGCGCGUGCCCGGGACCCGCAAGUGCUUCCCCCAAGAUCAGGGAAAGAAUAUCCUGGCGAAGGGUGGUAAAUACAUCGCCUACUACGCCUUCUCCAACAACACCUGGGAUGCCCAGUUCGUCUACGUGGACGGCAUCAAGGGCGUGACUUCGGUUUCCCCCGCCCAGGGCGCCGCUUGGAUCGAGAUGCUGAGCCGCGGCUUUCAGGUCAACGUAACCAUCCCCAAGAAGGCCGAUGCUCCCGAGAACAUGCUCCUGGAGCUCGAAGACAACGAGACGGGCGGCUAUGCCUCGAGCUUCACCUCCUGGGGCCCCAACUGGGACCUGGAGCCGUACCCCCACGUCGCCGCGCCGGGCGGCCACAUCCUGUCCUUGUACCCCGUGGUCAUGGGGAGCUACCGCGUCAUGAGCGGCACGUCCAUGGCCAGCCCCCUGGUGGCGGGCCUGGUGGCGCUCAUGGGCGAGGCGAGGGGCGGGAAGCUGGAUGGCGACCUCUUCGGCCGCAUCAUGUCCUCCACCGCCAAGCCCCUGACCUGGUUCGACGGCAAGAAGGCCAGUCCCGGCACCCUCGCGCCCCCCGCGCAGGGCGGCGCGGGCCUGGUGCAGGCCUACGACGCCGUCUUCGCCAAGACAGUGCUCGACAGGCGCAACAUCGCGCUCAAUGACUCGGCCCACUUCGUCCCCGACCACGAGUUCACCAUCCAGAACGUCGGGCCGGAGGAGGCGACCUACGAGGUCGGCCACCUUCGGAGCCUGACCAUGUACACCACCGUCUCGACCCCGGCCGGCGACCUGCCCGCCGGCGUCCCCAACCCCAUCGCCGACGGCGCGUGGGCCGAGCUCACCUUUUUCCCCGAGACCGUCACCGUCCCAGCCGGCGGCUCCGCCAAGGUCAAGGUGACGGUGGCGCCGCCGGCGGCGCGCGAGGGCCCCAACGCCUCGCGUCUGCCCGUCUACAGCGGUUACGUCAGCGUCAACAGCACGCGCGCCGAGUACCUCGUCAUGCCAUACCUGGGCGUGGUCGGCAGCAUCCACGACAAGCCGGUGCUGCUUGCGGGCGCCUCGUACCUCGCCAACUUCGGCUCGCCCGUCCCCGCCAACACGAGCUACACGCUGCCGCCGCCGGACCCCAAGAACCAGCCGAGCCAGCGCAACGACGACGGCAGGUUCCCCAACAUGCUUCUGACCAUGGGGCUGGGCACGCGCGUGCUGCACGUGCACGUGGCGUCGCUGUCGGACCCGGCGCGCAACAGGGCCAGGACGCCGACGGGCGUGGCCUGCGUCGGCGAGGUGGCCGGCGCGCCGCUCCGCUUCAUCGCCAACUUCUCUCAGCGCGCCUACCUAUCGGGCCUGCUCAACGACGGCUCCAUACUGCCCGCGGGCUCAUACAAGAUGGUGGCCAGUGCGCUGCGCAUCUCUGGCGACGAGUCGGUCCCCGGCGACUGGGAUGUCGUCGAAACGGUGCCCUUCUCCAUCCAGUACUCAGGCGGGACGGCGGCCAGGUAGUGGGGAGGACAGAUUGCGCUGUGAUGAUUACGAGGAAUGUAUUUGUGCCUGUAGUAAUGUUUGCAUUUUCGAUGUUGCCUCGACAGUUGUUUUUUUGUUCCAUUUGAGGCUACAGAGUGACUUUCUCGUUGCAGAUCUGGCUGAAAAAAAAGGAAGUAAUCCAACUUACUGCGAU
Gaeumannomyces tritici R3-111a-1 is the source of this 2990-nucleotide messenger RNA. RefSeq lists its product as hypothetical. The coding region runs from base 23 to 2815 and encodes 930 amino acids. The record is from RefSeq and is a predicted model, not a curated record. The transcript has 2 exons. Lineage: Eukaryota; Fungi; Ascomycota; Sordariomycetes; Magnaporthales; Magnaporthaceae. Gene Ontology annotation, biological process: proteolysis. Gene Ontology annotation, cellular component: cell wall; membrane. Gene Ontology annotation, molecular function: serine-type endopeptidase activity.